Ylistrum balloti is the source of this 1757-nucleotide messenger RNA. Its product is annotated as branched-chain-amino-acid aminotransferase, cytosolic-like. The record is from RefSeq and is a predicted model, not a curated record. Gene Ontology annotation, biological process: L-leucine biosynthetic process; L-valine biosynthetic process. Gene Ontology annotation, molecular function: branched-chain-amino-acid:2-oxoglutarate transaminase activity. The transcript is spliced from 10 exons. Gene Ontology annotation, cellular component: mitochondrion. Bases 93 to 1298 code for a protein of 401 amino acids. NCBI's taxonomy places the organism in Eukaryota, Metazoa, Mollusca, Bivalvia, Pectinida, Pectinidae.
GUAUACAUACAAACUGUUAUGUUACCGCAGAUUUAGUUGUAAACAAUAUUCGACCUAUCAACACUGAAGCUGUAACUUCACACUCGGAAAAAAUGGAAUCGGUAAGAAAAUGCCUCAUCGUUACAACACGGAAACUAAAUCCUGUUUCGACAGUUUCCAGAUGUGUUGGAACUCGGACCAAACAACAUCGAGAAGAUCAAAUUUCCGACGGACGAUCGUUCCAAGCCAAAGACACAAUGGUGUAUCGGACAAGCAGACCUAAGGUCAAACCGGACAGAGAUACGCUCAGUUUCGGUAACGUUUUUACUGACCACAUGCUGACUGUGCAGUGGGAAGGCCAGUGGUCAGCCCCAGUUAUAUCUCCACUGAAGAACCUAUCCCUCCACCCGGCAGCUAAAACUCUCCAGUACUGCACACAGGUAUUCGAGGGUAUGAAAGCGUUCCGAGGUUAUGAUGAUAAAGUUCGACUUUUCCGACCAAUGGACAACAUGAACAGGAUGGUGGGGUCUGCCGAGAGAGCAGGACUUCCGACGUUUGACUCCGCGGAGCUACUUGGGUGUUUGAUGAAGCUGUUGAGCGUGGACAAGUCCUGGGUCCCUAGGGCUACCCCAGAUCUACCUUAUUCUGUCUACCUUCGGCCGACUAUGAUAGGGACAGAGCCUGCCUUAAAGGUAGACAAGCCUGGGUCAUGUCUGCUCUAUGUCGUCGCCGGACCAGUGGGCCCAUAUUUCAAGACAGGAAUGGAAGCUGUGUCACUUUUGGCGGACCCUAAAUACGUCAGGGCCUGGCCCGGGGGCUCGGGCAUGUACAAGAUGGGAUCAAACUACGCGCCAACAAUACACGUGCAGAAGGCGGCACUACAGGCGGGGUGUCAACAGGUGCUAUGGUUACAGGGAGACGAAGAAGAAAUAACAGAAGCGGGAACGAUGAAUUUGUUUCUUUACUGGAUCAAUCCUGACGGAGAGAAGGAGCUGGUAACAGCGCCGCUAAAUGGUUUGAUACUACCAGGAGUCACUCGCCAGUCUGUGAUAGAUCUGGCCAAUCAAUGGGGUGAAUUCAAGGUGACAGAACGUUCAGUUACAAUGAAGGAACUCCUGAAAGGAAUAAAAGAAAACAGGGUGAUAGAGAUGUUCGGGUCAGGCACAGCAGUGUCCAUCUGUCCGAUCAGCAAAAUUAAGUACUGUGAUCAGUGGUACAUCGUAUCUGAACAACAGAAGCUGGCUACAAGAUUGUUUGGACAGCUCACCGCCAUACAGUACGGCGAAUGUCCGAGUGAAUGGGCAGUGGAGGUAGACUGACCUCCCCAUGAAGGUGUUAUCUAACAACCAUGGAAGACAUUAUCAGUUCCUAAGGCAGCCAUACUUUGAUCUUAUUCUGGUUAAUGUGCAAGAAACGUUAUUUCCUGGUCACUGAAGUGACAUUGAAUCAAACGCGUGAUUACAAGAAUCUGAUGUUUUCAAACACACAAUUGACUUGAGAUGAGAGUAUAAUAACAGACGAGGUAGUUUAUACGGAAAUAUGUGUUUGUGAGGGAACUUUUGGAAGUAAGCUUGUGGAAGCUGGAGCUCGCCGAACAAAGCGAUCAUAUACCUGUAAUCGGACGCGCCCUACGAAAACAGAAUUAUUCUCUUUACCAGUCUCAAGCACUGGGAGUUUUUAAACUUCAAUAUUUUGUAGUAUAAUAUUUGCAUGAAAAGAUUUCUAAGACAGUACAACUUAUUGUGUAUUCUCUUAAAAAUGUUUGAUGUGUCCUCUCU